AUAGGAGUAGUGAGGGGUCGGACACUACACGUGUUGGACACAAAUGUGGACCAAUUUCUGGGCAUUCCUUACGCCGAUCCCCCGGUCGGCAAACUUAGGUUCGCUAAACCCAAACCGAUUUCCAAACCAUUUCCCGAUAUAAUUGAUGCGACAAAACCUAAAAACUCAUGCAUACAACCGAUGCAAAUGAGUCCGGACUCACCCCUCAGUGAGGACUGUCUGGUGCUUAACAUAUGGACAACAAAUACAGAGGAAUUAAAACCAGUGAUGUUUUGGAUAUACGGAGGGGCUCUUAAUGUGGGCUCAAUAUUUCAAGAGUGGUAUAACGGGAGCGCUUUGGCCACAAAGGAUGUGGUGGUUGUGUCCGUCAACUAUAGGUUAGGACCGUUUGGUUUCCUAUACGGAGAUCGGGAGGACGCGCCCGGAAAUGUCGGCUUUUAUGACCAGUUAUUAGGCUUGAAAUGGGUUAGAGAAAACAUCCACUCAUUUGGCGGAGAUAGGGAUCAGAUCACCAUUUUUGGUGAGAGCGCCGGGAGUUGGUCGGUGUCCGCACACAUACUCUCCCCGCUAUCAAAAGGUAUGUUUCAGAGGGCUAUUAUGGAAAGCGGAGCCCAAAUGUAUAACAAGGACAGGGAUGUGGUCAACAAAACUGAAGCCAUAUCUAAUGGCAAAGCAAUGGCUAAAGGCUUGAAAUGCAAUGAAACCGAGGAUUGGAUACAAUGUCUGCGAAGAGCGGACGCAAAAGAUCUACUCAAAUAUGAGCCCUCAUUAGCAACAUAUCCGGUGUUUGGGACAGAGUUUUUGCCCAUUCGUACACAACAGGCCUUUAACGACAAAAAGUUUAAUACAGAUAUUGACUUAAUCGCUGGCGUGACUAAAACCGAAGGCUCAAUAUUUAUUAAACACGUAAUUAAAGACCCUGCUCAUAUGACACUUACCGACUUUCACAACGGUUUUAUUGGAUUAGACUCAUUAGGCUAUAGGAACAUAAAUGUAUCUAAAGUGACGGAACAUUACUUGAAAGGUGUUAACACUAGCGACUCUGUAGCCCUACGGACAGCAUUUACUGAACUCUUUGGUGAUCUAGUCCUCGGGUGUCCGACAUAUCAUUUUGCCAAACGGUUCGCACAAACUGUCAAAGAGUCGCAAAGGGUUUACUUUUACGAGUUGUUGUAUUUAAGUAAUUGGUUCGCCCGACAGCUGGGUUGCGAUGUAAUGACCAUGGGCAUUUGUCACGGCAUGGAAAUACCAUUUGUAUUUGGUCUGCCACUACUCAAACCCGACGACUAUAUUCCCGAAGACAUAUUUUACGCAAAUUUUGUUGUGAAAAUGUGGACUAAAUUUGCUAAAGACGGUCAUAUGGACGCUGAUUGGCCGCAAUUGCUAAACGAUGACCCGAGCGGUGCGCCUAAAGUGCACGGACUCGACCCCACGGACUUACGGCUAGUACUAAAGGAUCCGUUUCAUGAAACAUGCGAUGGCGUGUGGGCCGACUACUUUUUCUAG
Medioppia subpectinata is the source of this 1506-nucleotide messenger RNA. The record is from the annotation of a GenBank genome assembly. Lineage: Eukaryota; Metazoa; Arthropoda; Arachnida; Sarcoptiformes; Oppiidae.